Molecule: messenger RNA, 3119 nt
Organism: Pantherophis guttatus
Lineage: Eukaryota; Metazoa; Chordata; Lepidosauria; Squamata; Colubridae
Gene: GALE
Product: UDP-galactose-4-epimerase
Biological process (GO): beta-D-galactose catabolic process via UDP-galactose, Leloir pathway
Cellular component (GO): cytosol
Molecular function (GO): UDP-glucose 4-epimerase activity
Source: RefSeq, a predicted model, not a curated record
CAGGUGAGGAGGAUGCGUGGCGGGGCGGCGGGGUGCGCGGCUGCACGUGGGAACGGCUGGAUGCAUGCCAAGAUCAAUAUUGAUUCUGCAAACAUUUGAGGGUGAAAACGACUAUAGCGAUAGCACUUAUAUACAGCUUCAUGCUUUACAGCCCUCGCUAAGCGGUUUACUGAGUCAGCCUAUUGCCCCCCAACCAUCUGGCUCUUCAUUUUACCAACCUCUGAAGGAUGGAAGGCUGAGUCAACCUUGAGCCAGUCAGGAUCGAACUCCUGGAGUGAGCAAAGACCAUGUCGGAAAAGAUCCUCGUGACAGGUGGAGCUGGCUAUAUAGGGAGCCACUGUGUGCUGGAACUGGUUGAGGCUGGCUAUACCCCGGUAGUUAUCGAUAACUUCCACAAUGCCAUCCGAGGAGAAAAUAUGGUCCCGGAGAGCAUUCAGCGUGUGAUGGAGAUUGUGGGGAAGGACAUCCCAUUCCAAGAACUGGAUGUCCUUGACGAGAGAGCCCUUCAGCAGCUCUUCAAAAAGCAUCACUUUUCUGCAGUGAUACAUUUUGCGGGUCUUAAAGCCGUCGGAGAGUCAGUCCAGAUGCCACUGGAAUACUACAAGGUGAAUCUGACAGGGACCAUCCGGUUGCUAGAGACCAUGAAAGCUCAUGGAGUCAGGAACAUUGUGUUCAGCAGUUCAGCCACCGUCUACGGAGACCCCGCUUACCUCCCUCUUGAUGAGAAGCAUCCGGUCGGCAGCUGCACCAACCCCUAUGGCAAAUCCAAGUAUUUCAUCGAAGAGAUGAUCCAAGAUUUGUGCAAGGCGGAACCAGAGUGGAACGCUGUUCUCUUGCGAUAUUUUAACCCUAUUGGAGCUCACAAGUCCGGAAAAAUUGGAGAAGAUCCCCAGGGCAUCCCAAACAAUUUGAUGCCUUACGUUGCCCAGGUGGCUGUGGGGCGCAGAGAGCAUCUGAACAUCUUUGGGAAUGAUUAUGACACAGUGGAUGGGACAGGCGUUCGGGAUUAUAUCCAUGUCACUGAUCUGGCAAAGGGCCAUAUUGCAGCCUUGCAGAAGCUCAAGGAGAACUGUGGAUGCAAGAUUUACAAUCUUGGGACUGGUGUUGGCUACUCGGUCUUGCAGAUGGUCAAAGCCAUGGAGAAGGCAUCUGGAAAACAGAUAAACUACAAGAUUGUUGAACGCCGAGAAGGGGACGUAGCCUCCUGUUACGCAAAUCCUGGUUUAGCUGAGCGGGAACUGGGUUGGAAAGCUAUCUUUGGCCUGGACAAAAUGUAUUAUUAUGCAGAUAAUCCAGGACUUCUGCCCACUCCCUGGCCAGUAAUUCACAAGUGAUUUUUCAAAUCUCCCUGCUUUUCCCCCUAAUGUUAGCCUUGUGAGGAGAGUCAUUUGGAGAACAACUCUAAUGGAUUUCAAGGCUCAGGACAUCAAUGUUAUAUAAUUAAUAUUAAUGUGCACAUACAUUAAAAAACCCUUUCUGGAUGCUUCAAGAGAAGGAAUGGGCAAUCUUUUUGGAGCCAUGAGAGUUUCACUUAAAAAUUUAAAAAAUGGCUUCAAGGGCUUGAAGAUGGUGAUGUAGUGAUAUUCCUGGAAAAGGGGGGGGGGAAUCUUUUUUUUUUUUUUUUAAAGCUAUAGUUGUGUUUUACUAAAGCAAGCACAUUAUUUAUUCAACAGCCUCCCCUACCUCCCCCCCCCCCAAUCUAUUUUGCUGGAACAACUCUUAGAAUUGCUAUUUCUCAGGCCAGAGAGGAUGGACUUUGAUGAACUGUGCACCACGCUAUGUUCUGUCUCUGUUAGGAAGAAAACAGCAAGAAUAAAAAAUGCUGUGAACAACUCCCCCACCCUAUAGGCAGGCUUACAGAUUUGCACUAAAAUACUUUUAAGGAAAUCUUUAUCACAAAAAUGCCUAGCCACUCAACCUACUACAGUACAACCAACACAAGCUAUGAAAAGGAUAGCCCUGCCAAAUAUCAAAAACAUCUCAAAAACAACCAACAGACUAUUACAAUUACAAGGCACACAAAUCAGUCAAAGCUCUCCAAAACAUCUUAAGUAAACCAAAAGACCCAGCUACAACUUGUCUGAGACAGAGAAGUAUAAGAUUAGGACAGCAAUGCCAAUCUAGUAAUCAGAUGACACAAUGAAAAUCCCUUAAUCUCACAACACAUGGACAGAUCUACCCUAGUUUCAACUAGGAAACAAUGAGCAUUCCAGAUCAAGCCAAAUCUAAAAAUGCUAGAGAAUUCCUGGAAGCUUAGCAUUAGAUAAAUCAGCCAUCAAUAGACACAUAGAGAUAAACCACAUUUACACCCCAUUCAAAAGACACAAUAAAGAAGCUAAGAGGGAAACAAAAAGAUCAGAACACAUCCUCUCUAGCAGCCUACACCCAGAUAAACAGGGAUCAGCAUCAGACAAACUAUCAAGCAGAAAACUAUACAUUAAUCAAGGGACAACCGAGGAGAAAAACUACACAUCCACCAACAGUGGCAGGGCAAGCUAUUGUGUAUAAAUAGGGAGCUGACCUCAUACUCACUAGAACUGAUGGCGUUACUUAGUCAGGUAAUUAAACAUCUGCAAGCAAAUAACCAAGCUUGGAAAGGAUCAAGAACUCUACAGUUCAACUGUGAGCUAUUCUUUUAAGACUUUUCAGAUACUUUCAAGUGGUAAAAGCAGCAUUUCAGUACAGAUUUCAAGAGAUCCCUACAACAGUAAAUAUGCUAUGAAAAGUCUUGUAACAAAAAAGGUAGCAACACAUUCAGUUGCUCUAAGUUACCCAUUAGCCCUCUUUAAAGGAAGUCAAAACCGCACUAAGGUUGCCUGCUCCCUAAAAUCAAAUUUCCUGAAAAUCUGAACCAGAUAUAAGAAACACAGGGAAAAUGCUAACAAGCAAUUUGAUAACAAUACCCCAGGAAUACCUAGGGGGGAAAAGCGACAUCAAGAAUAAAUGCCUUGGGUAAAUUAUAUUAUUGCUGUAAUAAAUUAUUUACUUUUGAGGUGGUAAUGCGAAUUGGUUGUUGGUUGCAGUGGCAUCUAAAUAAGUAAUGAAUUUGCAGUAUACACUGGCUGCCCUCAUGCAAAAUGUUUUGUUAUGGUUUGAAUAAACUACAAUUGGUGAAAGUG